Paramecium primaurelia is the source of this 2136-nucleotide messenger RNA. Lineage: Eukaryota; Ciliophora; Oligohymenophorea; Peniculida; Parameciidae. The record is from the annotation of a GenBank genome assembly.
AUGUAGAAUAGUGAAAAAAUAACUGAAAAAAAUGAAGUAGUAAAUAGUAAAAAUUAAAAUAAUAAUUUGGAUUACCAACUCAAUUAAGCCAAAAAAGUAUAUUAAAAUAUUACUCAUCGUAUUAAGUAAGUGGUGACUAAAUAACCUGUUUUAUUAGAGGGAGGAUAAUUGAAAUAAUAUUAAGUAUAAGGAUUGGAUUGGCUAGUGAGUUUAUAUGAUAAUAAUUUAAAUGGUAUAUUGGCAGAUGAAAUGGGUUUGGGUAUGACUAUCUAAGCAAUCUCCUUUUUAUGUUAUUUGAUAGAGACCAAGAAAAAUUAUGGUCCUUUCUUUAUUAUUGCCCCAUUGUCGACUUUAAGUAAUUGGGAGAAUGAAUUCGAAAAAUGGGCUCCAAAAAUAAAGAAAGUAAUUUAUAAAGGAGCAACUUAAGUUAGAUAGGAAAUUUCUAAAUAAAUGAGCACAACAAUCUGGAAUAUUUGUCUUACUACUUAUGAAUUUUUACUAUAAGAUAACUUAGAAUUAUCAAAAUAUCAAUGGAAAUAUAUAAUUGUUGAUGAAAGUCAUAGUUUGAAAAAUUCUAUGAAAAAAUUAGAUAUAACUUUAGGUUAAUAAUAUUAAAACGAGAGGAGAUUACUAUUAACAUCAGCUCCUUUAUAAAAUAAUAUAGCAGAACUAAGGGCAUAGUUGAAGUUUUUAUUGCCAAAAGUGUUUUCAUCAGAUGAAGAUUUUGAGAAGUGGUUUUAAAUGCCUUAAAGCCAGAUGGGAUUUAAUGAGAAAGAUUGUUAAUUGGAUGAAGAAAAAUAAUUAUUGAUUGUUAGCAGAUUACAAUAAGUUCUAAGACCUUUUCUUUUAAGGAGGUUAAAAAAGGAUGUUGAAAAAGAGUUGCAACAAUAGACAGAAUAUGUUAUUAAGGUAAAACUAUCAGCUUGGUAAAAAAAGAUUUAUGACUAAAUUUAUUAAAGAGACAUCACCAUUAUUGAUUAGUAAAUGGGACAAAGUGGAUAAUAAGCUAUAUAUAAUAUAAUGAUGUAAUUAAGAAAAAUAUGCAAUCAUCCAUAUUUAUUCAUGUAGAAUUUGGAUUUGAAUAAAAUUACAGAUGAAAUAUGGAGAUCAAGUGGAAAGUUUGAAUUAUUAGAUAGAAUAAUUCCUAAAUUACUUUACUUUAAACAUAAGUUAUUGAUAUUUACUUAAAUGACCUAAUUAAUGGAUAUAAUGGAAACAUACUUUAAAUACAGAGGUUGGUAAUAUUUAAGUGUAGAUGAAUCCAUAAAAUUAGAAGAACGGGAAAGUAGAAUAAACUUAUUUAAUUAAGAAAAUUCAAUAUACAACAUAUUUCUAUUGAAUACCCUGAGUCUAGAAUUAAAUUUAUAAUAAACUGAUACUGUCAUAUUGUUUGAUAGUGACUGGGAUCCAAUGAUGAAUUUAUAAGUUUAUAAAAGAGCCAAUAAAAUUGGGUAAAAAAGCAAUCUUAAAAUUUUAAGAUUAAUAACUGCAAUAUCAAUAGAGGUAAAUAUUCUAACAAAGGAAGUACAAAAGAUAGGAUUGGAUGCAGUUACUAUAUAAGCUAAUUAAUAUAAUUAGAAAUCUAUAGAUUUAGAAAGGUUGUAAGAUUUCUUUAAAUAGUAAAAUAAAGUUGAUCUAUUUGAAACUGGGGAUAUACCAGAUGACAAUUAAAUCAAUGAAUGGAUCGCCAUAAAUGAGGAGGAAUUAGAAAUGUUUAAAAAAUUAGAUAGAUAAAGAUCUGAAGAAGAGAAAUAAAUCUAUAAAUUUCUAAAUAAAAAAAAUAGAGACAAUUAAUAUUUUAAUUAUAGAUUAAUAUAAGAUGAUGAAAUUCCAGAAUGGAUUACAUCGAAAUAAAAAGAAGAGUAGGAAUUCAAAUAAGAUGAAAGAGAUGAAAUAGAGAGAAAAUAAAAUGAAGCUUAGUAUUUUUAUUAUGAUUUUAUGAAGGAAUGUAGGGAGAUAGAUGCAAAUGAUUUAGAUUUAGAAAAUGAUAGUAAAAUAGAUAUAUCAUAAAAAUAAAAUGGUGCAUUUAUUGAGAAUAAAGAGAUUCCUUAAGAGGAAAAUUUAGAUUAAAAAGAUAUUUUUGAUGACAAAUAAGAAAUUUUAGAUGAAAUAGAAUAAAUAAUUUAAAGUAAAUGA